Messenger RNA from Hibiscus syriacus, 1499 nucleotides. RefSeq names its product AT-hook motif nuclear-localized protein 14-like. The record is from RefSeq and is a predicted model, not a curated record. Gene Ontology annotation, molecular function: minor groove of adenine-thymine-rich DNA binding. The coding region runs from base 40 to 1074 and encodes 344 amino acids. The transcript has 7 exons. Lineage: Eukaryota; Viridiplantae; Streptophyta; Magnoliopsida; Malvales; Malvaceae.
CGCAAUAAAAAAUUAAAAAAAUCUGCAACACCUCAAAAAAUGGAACUGAAUGAAACCCAACAACAACACUACUUCACCAGCAACAACUCUGACACUGUCACCACAACUCCGUCACCGACCAAUGGGCUUCUGCUACCUAACGACGGUGGAGGGUCCCACCACAUGGUGUACCCUCACUCCGUGCCUCUGUCGGUUACGUCGGCGUUGGAGCCGGCGAGGAGGAAGAGAGGGAGGCCUAGGAAGUAUGGAACGCCGGAACAGGCCCUGGCUGCUAAGAAGAUGGCGUCGUUGAGCUCCAAGGUGCGGAGAGAACUGCAGCAACAGCAACAACAACAACAGUUGGGUCUUGGUGGCGGUGGUGGGUCUUUGAAGAAGUCUCAGUUGGUUGCAUUAGGCAAUGCAGGUCAAGGUUUUACUCCACAUGUUGUUGAUGUAGUUUCUGGAGAGGACGUGGGCCAAAAAAUACUGAUGUUCAUGAACCAAAGCAAGCGCGAAGUAUGUAUUUUGUCCGCAUCUGGUACAAUCUCGAAUGCAUCUCUUCACCAACCGGCAACAUCCGGCGGUAACAUUGCAUAUGAGGGUCGGUUUGAGAUCAUUUCAUUAUCAGGAUCUUAUGUUCGGAAUGAAAUAGGAGGGAGGACUGGUGGACUCAGUGUAUGUCUAUCAAGUGCAGAUGGCCAGAUUAUUGGUGGCGGAGUUGGUGGACAUCUAAAGGCUGCAGGCCCGGUUCAGGUUAUUGUCGGUACAUUUACGAUAGACAACAAGAAGGAAGUUAGUGCUGGGGCAAAAGGUGACGCCUCCGGCAGCAAGUUGCCAUCUACGGUUGGAGGGACUUCAAUAUCCAAUGUUGCCUUUCGCUCGGCUUUUGAAACUUCAGGAAGAAACCCAAUCGCGGGAAAUGACGAUCAUCAAAGUUUUGGAGGAAGUCAUUUCGUGAUGCAACUGCGAGGCAUGCAUAUGGCACCUCGGUCCACAGAUUGGAGGAUUUCCCUAGAUGAUAAAACCGGGUUUGAAUUAACUGGAAAAACAGGUCAAUCUCUGCAGAACGGGGUCUACGAUCAGCUCGCCGGAUAGACAUGAUUUGCGAACGAAACACGGUUUCGUUAUAGAUAUUUAAGUCACCGACUUUUUUUUCCUUACGAAGACGUAAUUGAUGUACAACUCCAUGGUCCCUUCCACCUUUAACCAGAGUGUAAUAUGAUAUGCAUGUACAGGUCGGCACGUUAGGCUCCGUUUGGAGUACGGUGGGAAGGUCUACUUGUAAACUGACAUCCGAUGAUAUACGAGUCUCUCGCUGUGCUACUGAAUAGAACGUUACUCGAUAUCGGUUAGGGUGGUAUCGGAUGCCCUCACCGUGGUCGAAAUGGAGCCUAUAAUAUGCCACAGCAUGGAGCAAGGUGAUGGGGCCUUUGACAAUCUUAGUCCUUUGUUUAGUUGAAAUGUUUUCUUUUUCUUAAUAUUGUAGAAAGAUUUGAGUUUGAAUUCUCUGAUAUAAAACA